ACAGCCGCCGCGCGCCCUGGAUACGCAGGGACUAUGGAUAUCGUGCGUCUUUUCCCACGCUGAAACUUCACCAUGAGGGAUAAAAGUAAAGCGCGGUGUCGGGAGAGUUAAUGCGCUUGUGGAGGUGUUUCGGUGAAGUUGAGUGGGGUUUUUUUUGGCAGCUUUACGAGCAUGGAGCCACAGAUGUAUUGGAUGUGGGUUUGUGUCCUGCUCAACGUGCCGCUUGCGGGGUGUUUGGAGAUGCGCCUUUCGGAGACCUCACAGCCCGGGACCGUCUUGGCAAACUUGUCUCUGGGACCUGGAUGGACUUAUAAGAUUGACAGGACUUUAUCCCACAAAUUUACCCAGAGCCUUUUCCAAGUGGGGAGGCAGGAUGGGGUCGUCCGCCUGUCCCGAGAAGUUCAGUGCGCGCACACACCGAGGAACCCUGCGCCUGUUUAUUUCAGAACAGGUUCCUCAACAUCUGGGGACGUCAUUUUGACACAGUUCAAUGUGUUUGUCCAUGGCCGAGACUGUUCUAUUAAAUACAAGAGAAGGAAAGCUUCAGGUAAGCCAGACAUCCACAUAAAACACCUUCACGAACUGGAGGCAACUUCCUGCUUGCCCGCAGGUAAAGUGCUGUUGAAUGUAACAGAACAUCUGCCUGCUUUUACGCGCAACAUCGCCCUUUUGGACACUGAAUGCGUCGGGAGGGACUUGGUUGCAGUGUUCAGAGGUGGGAAUUUAUUCUUGGCCAGGGACUUGUGUCUUGGGCACAGAGGACAGCCGGACGUUAACUUGCACUGCGCCUUGCACAGCUCCCCAGGCGGCAGACUCUCCGUGCGGCUGAGCCUGACGCUUGUUAAAGCGCCCAAACCACAUGGGUCCUUGUCAGAGACUGUCCAGGAAAAGUCUGGCAGAGUGAGCCGCAGGGGGAAGAGACAGGUAAACACGUCUCCCCAGUUCCAGCUCCCCAACUAUCAGGUGUCCGUGCCCGAGAAUGAGCCUGCAGGAACACGCGUAAUCACCCUGAAAGCCACUGACCCGGAUGAUGGAGAGGCAGGGCGGCUGGAGUACAGCAUGGAAGCCUUUUAUGACAGCAGGUCCAAUGACCUUUUCCACAUUGAUUCUCAGACAGGGAGCAUAACAACUGUCCAGCCGUUAGACAGAGAAGUCAAAGACAUCCAUGUUUUCAAAGUCACAGUGGCCGACAAUGGCACCCCAAAAAGAUCUGCCACUUCCUUCCUCUAUGUCACUGUGAGUGACACUAACGAUCACAACCCGGUGUUUGAGCAAACUGAGUACCGUGUUAGUAUCCGGGAGAAUGUAGAAGUGGGUUUUGAAGUGAUGACCAUCAGGGCCACUGAUGGGGACGCUCCCUCCAACGCCAACAUGAUUUAUAAGAUUGUGAAUGGUGAAGGGGUCAACGCUGUCUUUGAAAUCGACCUCCGCCACGGCCUGGUGAAGAUCAGAGAGAGACCUGACAGAGAGACCCGGUCCCAGUACCAGCUGAUCGUGAUGGCCAAUGACCAGGGCAAAGACCCAGGCCCCCGCAGUGCCACCGCCACUCUCAACAUUUCAGUGGAGGAUGAGAAUGACAACUACCCGCAGUUCAGUGAAAAGAGGUAUGUGGUACAGGUCCCAGAGAAUGUGGCAGUCAACACAAAAGUCAUCCAGGUAGAGGCUACGGACAAAGAUGAGGGAAACAACGCCAAAGUCCAUUACAGCAUCAUCAGUGGGAACGUUAAAGGGCAAUUCUAUAUUCACUCCCCCACUGGAGUGAUUGAUGUCAUCAAUCCUCUGGAUUAUGAAAUGAUUCGGGAGUAUAAUUUGCGGAUUAAGGCGCAGGACGGUGGGAGGCCUCCGCUGAUAAAUGGCACAGGAAUGGUGGUGGUACAAGUGGUGGAUGUGAAUGACAAUGCCCCCAUGUUUGUGAGCACACCUUUCCAAGCUACUGUGUUGGAAAAUGUGGCCAUUGGUUACUCUGUGAUCCACAUUCAAGCUAUUGAUAGUGAUUCAGGAGAGAACGCUCGUUUGGAAUACCGGCUCACUGACACCACACCUGGUUUUCCAUUCACCAUCAAUAAUAGCACAGGCUGGAUCACUGUGAGUGUUGAACUUGACAGAGAGACCACCGACUUCUACACCUUUGGUGUUGAGGCAAGAGAUCAGGGGAUGCCUCAGAUGUCCUCCUCCGCCAGCGUCAGCAUCACGGUGCUUGAUGUGAAUGACAAUGUGCCCACGUUUACAGAGAAAAUGUACUCACUGAAAAUCAAUGAAGACGCUGUGGUGGGGACCAGCGUGUUGACAGUGACAGCUGUGGAUAGAGAUGUAAACAGCGUCGUCACAUAUCAGAUCUCCAGCGGCAACACCAGGAACCGAUUUGCCAUCACCAGCCAGAGCGGUGGCGGUCUCAUCACCUUAGCCCUCCCCUUGGACUACAAGCAGGAACGCCAGUACGUCCUGACAGUCACCGCCAGUGAUGGAACACGCUACGACACAGCUCAGGUGUUCAUCAACGUGACAGAUGCCAACACACACCGGCCUGUCUUCCAAAGCGCCAACUACCAGGUGAUGCUCAGUGAAGAAAAACCAGUGGGCUCCACUGUGGUGGUAAUCAGUGCAACGGACGAGGACACGGGGGAAAAUGCUCGCAUCACUUAUGUGAUGGAAGACAAUGUUCCUCAGUUUAAAAUUGACCCAGAUACAGGUGCCAUCACAACACAAAUGGAGAUUGACUAUGAAGACCAGGCCUCCUACACGUUAGCCAUCAUUGCUAGAGACAAUGGCAUCCCUCAGAAAUCUGACACCACCUAUGUGGAGAUUAUCAUCCUUGAUGCAAAUGAUAAUACUCCUCAGUUUCUCAGAGAUAUGUACCAGGGUUCUGUAUUUGAAGAUGCACCUGUCUACACCAGUGUUCUCCAGAUCUCUGCUUCAGACAGAGACUCUGGGUCGAAUGGCAGGUUGAGCUACACGUUUCAGGGUGGCGAUGAUGGAGAGGGGGAUUUUUUCAUAGAGCCUUACUCUGGUAUCGUCAGAACAGCUCGCAAACUGGACAGGGAGAACGUUCCUGUGUAUAAUCUGAAGGCCUUUGCUGUAGAUAAGGGAGUUCCACCACUGAAAGCAGCCGUUUCGAUUCAUGUUGUAGUGCAAGACAUCAAUGACAAUCCCCCAGUGUUUGACAAGGAUGAACUCUUUAUUGAUGUGGAGGAGAACAGCCCGGUUGGGUCCGUCGUGGCCCGAAUAACUGCUGCAGAUCCGGAUGAAGGCCCCAAUGCUCAGAUCAUGUAUCAGAUCGUAGAGGGAAAUAUCCCUGAAGUUUUCCAACUGGACAUUUUUAAUGGUGACCUUGUUGCACUUACAGAUUUGGAUUAUGAAACCAAAACAGAAUAUGUCAUAGUGGUCCAGGCCACCUCAGCACCAUUAGUGAGCAGGGCCACUGUUCACAUCCGUCUGGUAGACAUGAAUGACAAUCAGCCUGUGCUGCAGAACUUUGAGAUCAUUUUCAAUAACUAUGUCACCAACAAGUCUAACAGUUUUCCAUCAGGAAUAAUAGGAAAGGUACCAGCCCAUGACCCGGAUGUAUCGGAUAAGCUACGGUACAAGUUUGAGUCCGGAAAUGAGCUCCGUCUGCUGCUGCUGAAUGAGGACACUGGAGAUCUGAGGCUGAGCAGAGACCUGGACAAUGACAGGCCCCUGGAAGCCCCCAUGACCAUCUCUGUUUCAGAUGGUGUCCAUACUGUUGUGGGCCGCUGCACGCUGCGCGUCACCAUCAUCACUGACGACAUGCUGACCAACAGCAUCACUGUGCGUCUGGAGAACAUGUCCCAGGAGCGCUUCCUCUCUCCCCUGCUCAGCCUCUUCCUCGAGGGCGUAGCAGCUGUGCUCUCCACCAAACGGGAAUCAGUGUUUGUGUUUAACAUCCAAAACGACACAGACGUGCAAGGCUCCAUUCUCAACGUCACAUUCUCGGCGAUGCAGCCUGGAGGCGUCCCGGGUAAAGGGACGUUCUUCCCCUCGGAGGAGCUGCAGGAGCAGAUCUACCUCAACAGGACUCUGCUCAGGCUGAUAUCAUCUCAGGAGGUGUUGCCAUUCGAUGACAACAUCUGCCUGCGCGAGCCCUGCGAGAACUACAUGAAGUGCGUAUCAGUGCUGAAGUUCGACAGCUCCCCUCCCUUCAUCGCCUCAGACACGGUUCUGUUCAGGCCCAUCCACCCCAUCAAUGGGCUGCGCUGCCGCUGUCCCCUCGGUUUCACUGGGGACUACUGCGAGACCGAGAUCGACCUGUGCUACUCAGGACCGUGCAAGAACAACGGCAGGUGCCUCAGCCGAGAGGGAGGAUACACCUGCGAGUGCCAGGAAGAUUAUACUGGUGAACACUGUGAGCUGAAUGCAUCAUUAGACCGCUGUGUGCCCGGCGUGUGCAAGAACGGCGGUCAGUGCGUGAACCGUCUCACAGGCGGUUUCAUGUGUGAGUGUCUGCCUGGGGAGUACGAGAAGCCCUACUGCGAGAUGACCACGCGCAGCUUCCCCGGACAGUCCUUCAUUACCUUCAGAGGCCUGCGGCAAAGGUUCCACUUCACUGUCUCUUUCAUGUUCGCCACAAGAAAAAGAAACGCUCUGCUUCUUUACAACGGCAGAUUUAACGAGAAACACGACUUCAUCGCCCUGGAGAUCAUCGACGAACAGAUUCAGCUCACCUUCUCUGGAGGUGAGACAAAGACCACAGUGUCUCCCUACAUCCCAAGCGGGGUUAGCGACGGCGAGUGGCACUCUGUUCAGCUCCAUUACUACAACAAGGACGGGGGGAGUCUGGUGGACUCCAGUGGGGCUCUGCGGCUCCCAUUCUAUACUGCCUGGCUGGAGCUCAAUCAGAAGGAGCCUAACAUCGGGCGUCUGGGUGUCCCUCAUGGACCAUCUGGAGAGAAGGUGGCUGUGGUUGCAGUGGACGACUGUGACAUCUCCAUGGCGAUUCGCUUCGGGAAGCAGAUCGGAAACUACUCCUGCGCUGCCCAGGGCACCCAGACCGGACAGAAGAAGUCACUGGACUUAACAGGCCCGUUGUUGCUCGGCGGCGUUCCCAACCUGCCCGAGGACUUCCCUGUCAGGAACCGAGACUUUUUGGGCUGCAUGAGAAACCUCAUCAUCGACAGCAAACCCAUCGAUAUGGCCAGCUACAUCGCUAAUAACGGCACCACAGAAGGUUGUCCAGCAAAGGAAGACUUUUGCACCAGCGUUGUGUGUAAGAACGGAGGAGUGUGUGUCAGCAAGUGGAACACCUACAACUGCAACUGCCCAACUGGUUACGGAGGCAAGAACUGUGAACAAGUGAUGCCGUCUCCUCAGUUCUUCGACGGUCAAGCGCUGGUUUCCUUGAGCGACCCUGACAUCACCGUUGCCGUUCCCUGGUACAUGGGCCUCAUGUUCCGCACCAGGCAGCCCGCUGGCACCCUCAUGCAGGCCAACGUCGGACCCUCCUCCACCAUCAACCUCAUGGUGAGUGAGCAACAAGUCCGUAUGGAAGUGUGGCUGAGGACGCAGCUGGUGGCGUCGCUGAGCUUCCCCCAAGUUCGAGUCGAUGACGGAGAGUGGCACCACUUGCUGGUAGAACUGAGGAGUAUUAAAGACGGCAAGGACAUUAAAUACAUGGCCACGGUUUCACUGGACUAUAGCAUGUACCAGAAGUCAGUGGAAAUCGGUAAUGACCUUCCAGGUUUGAAGCUGCAAACUCUGCACGUUGGAGGUUUGCCUGGAGAAGGAAACCAUGUCAACAAAGGAUUUGUUGGCUGCAUGCAGGGUGUCCGCGUGGGUGAGACAUCCACCAAUGUAGCCAACGUGAACAUGGCUCGGGGUCUAAAGAUCCGCGUGGAGGACGGCUGCGACUUGGACGACCCCUGCGACUCCAACAUCUGCCCCGACAACAGCCACUGCAGCGACGACUGGAGCACGUACACCUGUGUGUGUGACUCAGGUUACUUUGGUAAGGGGUGUGUGGACGCUUGUCAGCUCAACCCCUGUGAGCAUGUUUCCACCUGUGUUCGCAAACAAAGUUCCUCCCAUGGAUACACCUGUGAAUGUGGACAGAACUACUAUGGCCAGUACUGUGAAAACAAAGUGGAGAAGCCGUGUCCCCUCGGCUGGUGGGGCAAUCCCAUGUGUGGUCCCUGUAACUGUGAUACUACCAGAGGAUUUCACAAAGACUGCAACAAGACCACAGGAGAGUGUCGCUGCAAGGACAACCACUAUCGUCCAGAGGGUGAGGACACCUGUUACCCCUGUGAGUGUUUCUCAGUCGGCUCUGAGUCACGGACGUGUGACCCCAUCACCGGACAGUGCCCUUGUAAGGGAGGAGUCAUAGGUCGUCAGUGCAACCGCUGCGAUAACCCCUUCGCUGAAGUCACGCCCUCUGGAUGUGAAGUGGUGUACAAGGGCUGCCCCAAGGCGUUCGACGCAGGCAUCUGGUGGCCCAAGACCAACUUUGGACGGCCCGCCGCCAUGAACUGUCCCAAAGGAUCCAUGGGCACUGCCAUCCGCCACUGUAGUGACGAGAAAGGCUGGUUGUUGCCCGAGCUCUUCAACUGCACCACCGUCACCUUUUCCCACCUGAAGAAGCUGAGCGACGACCUUCGGCGCAACAGCUCAAGGAUGGACGGCGAGCACUCCAAGAACAUUGUGCGCUUGCUUAACAGCGCCACCAGCAACACCCCGCAUUACUACGGCAACGAUGUGAAGACGGCCGCCCAGCUGCUGAAUCACGUGCUGCUGUACGAGAGCCGGCAGGCGGGGUUCGACCUCACCGCCAUGAGGGAUGCAGAGUUCAAUGAGAAUUUAGUCCGAGCGGGCAGUGCCAUCCUGGAUCCUGGAACCAAGGAGCACUGGGAGCAGAUCCAAAAGACCGAUGGAGGCACGGCGCACCUGCUCCGCAACUUUGAGGAUUACGCCAACACGCUGGCUCAGAACGUCAGGAAGACCUACCUGAAACCCUUCACGAUUGUUACGGACAACAUGAUUCUAACCGUGGACUACCUGGACGUGUCCGACCCAGAAAAGGCGACGUUCCCUCGGUUCCAGGAAAUCCAGGAGACUUAUUCCAAAGAGCUUGGGUCGUCUGUCCACUUCCCCCAGUUCAACAUCCGCACCCAGAACCACAGAGCUGAACCCACUCCAGCCCCUCCGACUCAGACUGACCCCCCUCAGGAGGAGGAGCACACAGUGUCUGAUAGGAGACGCCGACACCUCGAGCCUGCCGCCCCUCUGCCGGUUGCUGUGGUGAUAGUGUACAAAUCACUGGGAGAGCUGCUCCCGGAAAGAUAUGACCCUGAUCGCAGGAGUCUGAGACUUCCUAACCGUCCGGUGAUCAACACGGCCAUUGUGAGUGCCACAGUCCACAGUGAGGGCCCGCCUCUCCCACCCACCUUAGACCCCCCCAUCACCCUGGAGUACACCCUGCUGGAGACGGAGGAGAGGACCAAGCCUGUCUGCGUCUUUUGGGACCACUCCAUUGCGAUCGGAGGAACAGGCGGCUGGUCUUCUAAAGGCUGCGAGGUGCUGAACAGAAACAACAGCCACAUAAGCUGUCAGUGUAAUCAUCUGACCAGCUUCGCUGUGCUCAUGGAUAUCUCCAAGAGAGAGCACGGUGACGUUCUGCCCCUGAAGAUCGUCACCUACACCACAGUGUCCAUCUCCCUCACCCUGCUCCUCCUCACCUUCAUCUUACUGUGCCUCUUGCGCCGCCUCCGCUCCAACCUCCACGCCAUCCAUCGGAACCUGGUGGCGGCACUCUUCUUCUCUGAGCUUGUCUUCCUGCUCGGCAUCAACCAGACUGACAAUCCGUUUGUGUGCACGGUGAUCGCCAUCCUCCUGCAUUACUUCUACAUGUGCACAUUUGCCUGGAUGUUCGUGGAAGGGUUGCAUAUCUACCGCAUGUUGACCGAGCUGCGCAACAUCAACCACGGCCACAUGAGGUUCUACUACGCCAUGGGAUGGGGCAUACCGGCCAUCAUCACAGGUCUGGCGGUAGGUCUCGACCCUCAGGGAUACGGGAACCCAGACUUCUGUUGGCUCUCUGUCCACGACACACUCAUCUGGAGCUUCGCAGGACCCAUCUUUGUUGUCGUCCUGGUGAACAUAGUGGUCUUUAUCCUCGCUGCGAAGGCUUCCUGUGGUCGCAGGCAGAAAGCGAUGGAGAAGUCAGGAGCUAUCCCUGCACUCCGAAUGGCCUUCCUCCUCUUGCUGCUCAUCAGCGCCACCUGGCUGCUCGGCCUGAUGGCAGUCAACAGCGAUGUGAUGACUUUCCACUACCUUUUCGCCAUCUUCAGCUGUCUGCAGGGAGUCUUCAUCUUCUUCUUCCAUGUGGUCUUCAACAAAGAAGUGAGGAAGAACCUCAAGAACGUCUUCACUGGGAAGAAGAGCGUACCCGACGAGUCCAGCACCACAAGGGCGUCUUUGCUCACACGUUCCCUCAACUGCAACAACACAUACACAGAAGACGGCCCGUUGUACCGCUCAGGCAUCGGAGAGUCCACCGUGUCCCUGGACAGUACGCUCAGGUCAGCUAAGAGCCGCAGCAGCUACCUGGCUUACGCGCUCAGGGAGGAGUCGGGUCAGAAGCCCAGUGUCUCCUCAGGAGCAGCUAAAGGACGCACCGAUCUGGAUGGACCUCUAUUCCAUAGAAAUGGCACCAAGGGAGAUGACUCGGACUCAGACAGUGAGCUGUCAGUGGACGAGCACAGCUCCUCCUACGCCUCCUCGCACUCCUCUGACAGCGAGGACGAUGACAUCGACGUCAAGCCGAAGUGGAACAAUGAGAGGCAGCCCGUUCACAGCACGCCUAAAGUGGAUUCAGUGCCCAAUCAUAUGAAGCCUUACUGGCCAACAGAGCCCACCACAGCCAGCGACAGUGAGGAUCCAGGCAGGGCAGAGAAGCUGAGGGUGGAGACCAAGGUGAACGUGGAGCUGCACUCAGAAAAUAAGCUCAAUCACACCGGAGAGAGGGAGACGCCCCAGGAGAGAGACAAACAGAUGCCCAGUAAUGCGAAAGAUACAGCGUCCCCCUGCCAACCCAACAGCAACCAUCAUCCAGAGCAGAGAAAAGGCAUCUUAAAGAACAAGAUCAGCUACCCUCCUCCGCUCACUGACAAGAACAUGAAGAACCGCCUGAGGGAGAAGCUGAGCGACUACAACUCUCCCACCAUCACCUCCCCGCCCCCCAACAACAACAACACCACUUCUUCCCCGCCUCCUUCCUCUGUCAACAUCAUGACCCCUUCCUCGCGGCCGCCAUCGCUGGCCUCCAACGACGGUGGUCGCCCUGGCAACCACGAAAACAGCUCCCUCAUCAAACCGCCCGUCACCCCGCGGCCGCAGAUCCCUGUCGGACCCCCGCCGGCGGGCAUCUACCGGGAGACCAAUGGGGGGGUGGCCAUGCACUUGAAGUCAGGGACAGUCAACGGAGGCAACGAUUCAGACUCAGAUGGCAGUAACGAGACUUCAAUCUGACCCGUCAGGAAAACCCAGACCGGCCCGCCCCUGGUAAAGAAGGGAGCGAGCAGGACAAACCCCUGUGGGAGGAGAGCCAAGAGUAGAGGGGAGUCAAAUGAAAGAAUAAAGUAAGAUGGAGGGGGGCUGAAGACGAGGAUGGAAUGAGUGGAAGAAAAAGUCCCUCUGCCCGAUCCGUCCCUCUGGUGUUCCCCCUCUCUGGAGAGCAGUAUUAAUUGCAGACUUAAAGACUGCCUGAGAAGCAGAGAUAAUGAAAAGAUUUGAGAAAUAAUAAAGGGAAUACUGUGUUGGACAGGGGAUGAAAUGGAGCCACGUGUGCCAAAACCACUAAAGUAAAGGGGAAUGAAGAUGAAGAAUGCCCCCAGAAUGCAUUGCAAUCCUAAAAGGACCGUUAUUAUGACACUUCAGUUAAACAGCUGGACAAUAUUUAGGGACUUUGCAUCUUUCUCAUGGAGAAAAUUGGACGUAUAAUCACUGUGCAUGAACCAUAGGUGCCGGUACUACAGAAGCUUCAGACAUAAACUCGACUCAAGCUGUUCCCGACACACGCCAAGUGCUCUUCUUUUCUUCUUUUCCUCUUUUUUUAACUCAAAGAAAGGCAUCCCCAUGCAUUUAGAGUGUAAUUAAUGUGUAGAUAUUGUUAAAGGUGAAGAAGAAAAAUGAUCUAUUUUGUAUUUCAGCUGCAGCAAGGACGAGUUUGGACACUUAAAAAAUCAUUUCGCCUGCGUUGCACUGGGAAUGCUUCCCUGUUGUGAAAAUCACUUGAUAUGCUGGUUAUCGACCGAGAACAAUUACCUGUGUGCCUUUAGGCCUCAAUCCAGGGCACACACACACACACACUCACACACACACACGCUUACACACUCUUACUGUGUUAGCCUAGUGGGGUUCCUGGUGAUGUAACUCACUCUGGCAGCUUAGUUGCCGUACACACACAUAACAGAUUAAAGUCUGUUGUGUUUCAAUGUGUGUAUGGAGUUUUUCUAGUUGGAGCACUAUGAACCUGAAACCUUCUCUUUCCAGUGUCCGUCCUGCCUCUUUCUUCAAUGCAACAAAUAUUCCUGGUUACCAAAGUCCUGAUAUACAGUCAACGUGCAGACUGAAGUUUGGGUUAUUUCACUUUGAACUUAGUUUUGUGCAGGAGCAUGUUGCUGUCGGGCAUGUAUUAUGUAAAACAUAUCAUGUUAUAACGUGACACUUUAUUGUUAAAUCAUAAAACCUUCCACGUUACAAUAUAUUUUAUAUUGUAACAUAAAAUAUAUUAAGUUAUAAUGUAAUGAUCAAUUUUUAAUGACUUGGCAGAAAUAUGUUUCCUUAGUUUUAUUCCAAAAACAGCAAAACCAUAAUUAAAAUAAAUCAACUCUUAAAAAUCAAUUAUUAUUUUAUUACUUUAUGUCUGAAUCUGAAUUCAAAGUGAAAUUAACACCAUCUCUAAUGCAUUCUGCAGCUUGUAUAAUGCCACUUAAAGCCUGGUUUACCCCUCACUGAACGCCUUAGUACCACACACACUGUUCGUCCUCAGUGUUUCGCCCUCAAGCAGUCGAGACUGCCGAUAAAUGUCCUCGUUGUUUUAUUGAUCCCAGACACUGGAAAUGUUUUGUAACAUAAUGUAUAUUUAUUUUUUAUGGUUUUCAGACACUGGAAAGAAAGAAAUGAUUGUGACUGUAAAAUUAAA
Paralichthys olivaceus (Japanese flounder) is the source of this 11152-nucleotide messenger RNA. RefSeq names its product cadherin EGF LAG seven-pass G-type receptor 1a (gene celsr1a). Gene Ontology annotation, biological process: G protein-coupled receptor signaling pathway; homophilic cell-cell adhesion; cell surface receptor signaling pathway. Gene Ontology annotation, cellular component: plasma membrane. The record is from RefSeq and is a predicted model, not a curated record. Lineage: Eukaryota; Metazoa; Chordata; Actinopteri; Pleuronectiformes; Paralichthyidae. Gene Ontology annotation, molecular function: calcium ion binding; G protein-coupled receptor activity.